AUGCAGGCUAAAGGCUACAGAAGCUGGUUUGUUGCACCUCCGGCAUCACACAGCGUCUUAGGGCAUGCCUACACAUCUGGUGGAGUGGCCAUCUUUGUGCGUAAAGACAAGGGUGCUAGAGAAGUGAGCAGACAUGUUGCCUAUGACGGACAAGCCAUUAUGCUUCAAUUGGAUCACAUGUUUAUCAUUGGUGCAUACUUGCCGCCCCGCAACCCCCAAGCAACGCAAACACUGACAGUGCUGGAUGAAUGGAUUGCAUCGGCGGGAGCCUUAGAGCCAGUUGUCAUUUUAGGAGAUUUCAACCAAGAGCCGGAACUUGCAGACCGGUGGACGGCCCUCGCCGAUGGUGGAGCAGCCAAAGUCGUUUCCCUCCCUGAUGGGACCAGAGCAUCCACGAGGCCACCCGUGCAGGAAGCUUUUCAGUUUUGGCAGGAAGGCAGUGAGCCCAUGCCGGAAUAUGCCUGGUCAAACCUCACACCUAAGGAACUUCACAGACAAGCAAUCAGAAUGAAGGGCUCAGCCGGUGGAGCAGAUGGGAUAACCGGUAUCGAAGCGGCACAAUUGCCGCUCCGAAUUACCAAGAUUGUGCUCUGCCGUGAGCCCCAGCUUUUCAGUUUAGCCACAUUCCUUGAUGAUCGAAACAUGAUUGCAAGAGAUCCCCAGCAAGCAUUUCGCUUAUGGCAAACCUGGCAAGAGGUGUCAUCGCGUUUGGGAUUGUGGGAAAAUGACAGCAAAGCACGUGUAGUCCCCCGGAGGGCUGCAUAUGAAGCUCAGCUUGUGGCACAAGGCUUUGCACAGCAUCAUGUCACAAAUGCAGCCAGGGUUUUGAGCAUUGAUUUCACAACCCGCCUCGGUGCUUCGGACCGAAAAACUUCAGAAGAACGCUUGAGAGUGACCAAGUCUCGACUGCAACGGAUUGCACUACUGCCAGUUGGAAUGCAUCUCAAAGCCAACAUGUGGCGUCCAUCGCCAUCCCUAAAGUACGGAAACGUGCUCGCCAAUGGCCUCGCAGCCCCACCAGAGGCACAUGGCUUGGCACUGUCCGAGGCUGGCUGGAAGACCUGGGUUGGAUCGAGGAAGGUCCAUUUCAUUGGCGCUGCCAUGCACUUGGCGCCCGUGGCAUCAUCCGCUGGUCGGGCCGUGUGUCUACAGCAGAACUUGAUGUAG
Molecule: messenger RNA, 1167 nt
Organism: Cladocopium goreaui
Lineage: Eukaryota; Dinophyceae; Suessiales; Symbiodiniaceae
Source: the annotation of a GenBank genome assembly